This is a messenger RNA of Nilaparvata lugens (brown planthopper), 4310 nucleotides long. Its product is annotated as SEC14 domain and spectrin repeat-containing protein 1-B. The transcript has 16 exons. The record is from RefSeq and is a predicted model, not a curated record. Bases 160 to 3132 code for a protein of 990 amino acids. Lineage: Eukaryota; Metazoa; Arthropoda; Insecta; Hemiptera; Delphacidae.
GUGUUCGGUCGCCUCCUCUGCAGUGUUCGGUCCGUCUGCGCUCCGUUAUUAUGAACACACCCUUCGCGAACAGCUGACUCUUGUCUAUGGAUAACUCGUCAACGCCAACCAUUCAUACAAUGGAAUAAGUCACACUGUUCUCUACCAGUCAUACAAGAGAUGGAGAGCCCCGGCGUAAUGGAGGCCGUACAGUCUCGGGCCGCCGUGAUGCCAGGUGGGCGGGACAGGGAGGAGAGGCCACUGAUAAUAGUGCCAGUGCCAAUGGAAUCGAGUCUAUCCAACAGUAAUGGCACUGUGCUCAUAUGCACAACUGACAAACUGGAGACUUGCCUCAAGUAUUAUAUGUCCAUAUUGAGUGCAGAGAGUCGCCGCCAGGGGGUGGUGGUGGUGGUGGAUGGUCAACACAGCUCUUGGCGGAUGGUGCGAGUCACAACGAGGCACCUUGCACUAGUGCUCGGCCAUUCGCUCAUGUCGCUCAUUGUGCUCAGGCCCGACGCCUUCUGGGACAAGCAGAGGAUGGAUGCCUGUGCACGCUUACAUCGCGAACGAGAGCCGAUAUACAUCCCAUUAAAUAGACUAAGUAAAUAUGUGGACAAAUCACAGUUACCAGAGGAAUUGGGAGGAACGUGGGUUUAUGAUCAUGAUCUCUGGAUUCAAAAUCGAAUUCAAGUUGAAGAUUUCUUAAAAGGAGCAGAAAGAGGUGUAUCAGAGUUAGAAAGGGUUAGACAAAGAGUCAGUGGACCCAAACAAGGAAUAAGACUCAGCACAGCAGAGGAAAAAUUGUCGGAAAGUGCUCAAGUUUUCACAGACACCAAGCAUUUGGCUCAUAAAGUUCUACAAUCAGGAAAACAACUGCUUGAUAGAGUUGAGAAAGACGCUGGCAUAAGCCGAGGGGCCAUGACACCUCAGGACACUUUGGACACAAAAGAGAAGGUUGAAAGACUUUUAGAAAUCAUCGAAGGUAAACUGGCCUUGCUACAAGAGGCAUGGGAGGAUGUUCAGAAGAGGAUCGUUGAUGCUAAGGAAGUUGAUGCCCUGGAAGAUGGUGUUCGUAGAGUAACAGACUGGAUCUUGGGAUCUGGAGAAAUGCUGCUGAAUGCUCAACAUGAAGUUGGCUAUGACGUCACAUCAGCGGAAGAUCUCCGAAGUGAUCAUGAGGCGGUCGAACUGCAAUGCAGGGAAACUUAUGGUCACUACGCAGAGCUCCUCCAUAAAAUCGAUUUAUUGGGCCAGAAUGGAGUGCAGUUGCAGGAGGACUUGAAGUCACAGAGAGAUUUCAUGGACUUUGUUUGCAGAAGCUUUGCAACACGCUUAGAGAGGAGACGAAAUGUACUCAUUACUUCGGCUAGAUUCUUCCGUCUUGUUUCAGAGUACUUCCAAAUGACAAGUGACGUCUAUGAGAGUCUUGUAAUGUGUAACAAAGUUGAAUCUCUCGACUCUGCUCAUUGUACACUGAUACAGCUUCAAGAAAGCCAAAUCGAUAUAGAUGCCAUUGAAACAGCUCUAGUUCGCGAAGGGGAAAAGUUAUCUGAUCUAUUAUCCAUGCCAGUGAAAGAUGCUCUUGGUAGGGAAUUGGAGGUCUGCUAUGAAGGAGACAUAGUCAAUGUGAGAGAGAUAUUGGACAUGACAACUGCCAGAAGACAACUCUUCAGAGAUAGUGUUGAAAUGCAAAGACUGACUCUACAGCAAGCAACCUACAUCCACGAUUAUGAACUAGAUGCCACGCAGGCUGUUCAGUGGUUGGAUGAUCUCUAUCGUGUUAUGCUGACCACUCACUCCCAUGUCGGCUGCAAUGUUUUCGAAAUUCAGAUGCAGAAAGAAGAGCACCAAUCAUUCCAGGACACUGCCAAGGGUACGUUCGAGUAUGGCUGUCAACUAGUGAAUGCAGCGCUGAGCCUGAGACAGUCGUGCAAGUUACCAUUGGAGGGGAACGUAGCGUUGUCUGUCAACCUGCGCCAGGCUUGGACCAGACUCAACACUGCCGGCCAGGAGCAGAUGACAAGGCUGCGAGUGUCAGCCGUCUUCCACCGUACUGUUCAUCAGCAUUGUAAACAACUGAAAGAAAUGAUGACAUCAGUGACAGCAAUUGAUGUUGAGGAGGAUGCUGCUCGGCGUCGCUCGAAAACCCGGAAGUUGUUUUCAAGCAGAGAGAGACUUUUAGUCGAAGUUGGGAGGAUGGUUCGUCUUGGAAGGCUACUACGCACCAGGCUAAGAGAACCGCUUUCUCAGGAGCAUUGUGAUAUGGCUAAGAGAGGAGAUAUUGACAGUGACAUGAAUGGCUUAGCAAUUGAAGCAGUAUCAAAUAAAUUGGCUGAAGUAACAAAUCUGGCAGAGCAAUUGGACAGAGCUCUAUGUGGGUCAGAAUCACUGUCAACCACCACAACUGGCUCAACCAAUAUUAGUAAACUGACUCUGGAUGAGAACGCUGAUUGGUACGCAUCAGUUUUGGAAAAGUCGAGCGAAGUAGUGAGCAAGCCAGGAGCAAGCUCAAGUGGUGGCAGCAGCAGUGUGCAGUGCGGUGCGCAGCCGCAGAGUGCAGGAGGCCACGAGGAUGGCAGCAAGUCGGAGGAGGAGUUCAUCACAGCUUCCGAGUGCACGUGCACCCCUCCGUCGAGGUCAUCCUCCUUCCACACGGCGUCCGAGGGCGAGGUCACGUCACCCUGGUGGGAGGGCGAGGGAGACGGCGAGGGGGAACAGGAAGCCGGCGAGGAAAUCAAACAUCAAACAGCUGAUGGAUCACCUGAAGAGGUGGUGACAAGUGUUGUCGAGAAUGUAGUUGUAACGGAGACACAUUACUUAACGCUCAGUCAUAAAACAGAGGAUGUUCCUUUGCCAGCAUCAAUGACCGAAAGGAACAUACAUAGAGAGGUGGCUGCAAUCACUGCUGAGAAGUCUGACGAGAUAUCAGCAGAUGGAGAGGUCAAUUUGAGCUGUGACGAUGCUCUAUUACAAGAUGGUAGUGCGUUGGGAGGAGCAGAAAGCUGUGCCAAAAAUGAGCUCGAAAUCAAAAAAGAGGGUGAAGCCGACAUCAAUGACAACAUAGUUCAUGAUCUGAAGGAGGUAGGCCAGGGAGAUAUAUUCAAUUAUAGCCAGCAACACAUAACAAGACAUGCAAUGGCCGGUGUUUUUUAAUCAUUUAAAAUUACCAAAACAACUUCAUUAGUUUUUGUUUUUUUCCACUGCCAAUUCAUUAAUAGAUUAUUGAAUCUUCAUAAUUCUAAUGCCUCACCAGAAAAAAGUGUUGUGUGCUAUUAUAGAGGAAAGAUAAUUGAUAUAACAUAGAUUGGUUAUUAUAUGUUGCUUCUUUCUUGUAAUUCUACUAAACACGUUUCCACAAUAAUUCAAUAACCACGUUAAAUCAUCUUUUGUGUUUUUUAUGCAAUUGAUUUAUUCACUCGUUUCUCAUUUCCAAUAGAUUCUAUCAAAUUUACUAUCAUAUUUUAUUGUUAAGAAAAACAAUUUGAAAUUCAAGACUGAGAUUUUAUCGUCUUUAUUUAAAUCACUUAUAUGUCCAACUUUUUAGACAACUAUAAUCGAAAAUUAUCUUUGUUUUUCUGUAUAUUAUCUUACAAAACUAGAUAAUAACUAACAUUUUAAAUCAUAGCCUAAUUAUUUAUAAAAAUAUUUUAUACUCUCUGAAAUCUCAUCACCUAUUGUAUUUGUAAUCCCACCAAUCUUUGUUGUUGGUAGUAUUCAAUAUAAAAUAAUCAACCAUUCCUUGAUAAAGUGAUAUUUUAAUAGUUGUACGGUAUCCAAGUAAAGUCAGCUAUUUAACAUGAACUUGUGCCAUUAUAGUUGUUUAUUCUUUUGAUGCUCAAAUUUGUAUUGAAUCCAUUUGAAUGGUUCUUCAUGAAAUAGAAUAAAUUAAUGUAUCCUAUGAAGGUUUCGAUUUUAUACAUUUGUAAAAAGUUAUACACUAGAAUAAAAUUGUGCAUUAGGAAAUCUAUUUUUUUGUGUUGACGUAGAUGUGUUAUCUCAUUUUGUAAUGUUAUGGAAUUCUAAUCCUUCAGUCUCCUCCCUCACAGCACCGUCUCCUUCAUAGAUAAUCUUCAAUCGAUUACUUAGAAUUUUAUAACCUAAAUGCUUAUUAUCCAUAUUACUAUUGGUGCAAUUAAUGUUAAAAAAUAAAUAUAUUUUUUAUGCUGCCUAGUGUGUUUAAGUUUUGAAGUGUUAAUGUUGUUUUCUGUAUUCAAAGCUAUGAAUGAUGUACUAACUCAGUUGCAUAUCAGAUUAACAUUAAAAUUUGGCUUCUACCUAUAAAUGUUAUAACGCUAUAAGAUUCUCAAUUAAACGUUUGUUUUUGUGUUUGA